ACUUGUAUUUUAUGCAGAAAAAAAAAUGGCUUCAUCUUCUAUUGAUAAUACGAACUUAAGAUUAAAGCAAAGGUUUUGUAAUUGUGGAAGAAUAGCUUCCAUGCGUAUUGUACGAACCAAUGCGAAUGGAAAUAAAGGACGUGUCUAUUUUGUUUGCCCAAGAAAAUAUGAUUCGAACGACCACUGCAAUUACUUCAGGUGGUUCGCAGAUGAUGACGAGGACGACAUUACCUCAUCAAUCCGUGGCAAUGCUGACGACGACGACAUUACUUCAAGGCUUGGUGAGCAUGAUAGAAGGCUUCAAAGGAUUGAGAACAUCUUGAAGGCAGUGACUUAUGUCAUUGUAUUUUGUGUAUUUUUUUACUUUUUCAUGUAAAUGACUCAGUUCUUAGGUUUUCGAACAUCUUAUGAAUGUAAUCUACUUUUGUACUUGUUUUGUAAUUUUUUUUGGUGCUCCAAAUUCU
Molecule: messenger RNA, 464 nt
Organism: Camellia sinensis
Lineage: Eukaryota; Viridiplantae; Streptophyta; Magnoliopsida; Ericales; Theaceae
Source: RefSeq, a predicted model, not a curated record